Molecule: messenger RNA, 1553 nt
Organism: Neoarius graeffei (lesser salmon catfish)
Lineage: Eukaryota; Metazoa; Chordata; Actinopteri; Siluriformes; Ariidae
Product: cytochrome P450 2J2-like
Exons: 10
Coding region: 1-1479 (492 amino acids)
Biological process (GO): xenobiotic metabolic process
Cellular component (GO): intracellular membrane-bounded organelle; cytoplasm
Molecular function (GO): oxidoreductase activity, acting on paired donors, with incorporation or reduction of molecular oxygen, reduced flavin or flavoprotein as one donor, and incorporation of one atom of oxygen; iron ion binding; heme binding
Source: RefSeq, a predicted model, not a curated record
AUGAUUUUUUAUUCCUUAUAUGAGCUGUUCACUUUUAAAGAGUGGCUGAUUUUUACUGCAGUGCUCUUUAUUUUUAUUCAUAUUACUUGGAACAAAAAUUCACCUAACUUUCCUCCAGGACCUCUGCCUUUGCCUUUCCUGGGAAAUGUCUUUACAGGGGUAGACUAUAAAACUAUGAAUAAGUUGUCAGAAAAGUAUGGGAAUAUUUUCAGUCUCAGGAGAGGUACUACCAAAAUAGUGUAUGUUUCUGGAUAUAAGAUGGUGAAAGAAGCUCUUGUCAUUCAAGAAGAUAGCUUUGCUCGUUGUGUUUCACCUUUAUUUGAUGAAAUUUACAAAGGCAAAGGUCUGUCAUUUACCAAUGGCUACUCAUGGAAGAAGCACCGACAAUUUGCUGUUAGUUACUUCAGGAACUUUGGAGAAAGAAGAGAGACUCUACAACAGAAAAUCCAGCAAGAAUGCUACUUCCUGUGUGAAGCAUUCAAUGAGGAACAAGGUUGUCCAUUCGACCCUCUCAUCAAAAUCAAUAAUGCAGUAGCUAAUGUGAUUGGCACAUUGGUAUUUGGGCAUCGCUAUGAGUAUGAUGACGUUCAAUUCCAGAAACUGCUACGCAUGAGUGCAGAGUCUGUGUAUCUCACUGGCUCUGUGUGGCAUGAGUUGUAUGAUGCAUAUCCAAACAUAAUGAAAAUCUUACCAGGACCACAUCACACUAUAAUAGCAAACUAUCGCAGACUGGCAGCCUUUUUGGGAGAGAAGACAGAGAAACACAAACAGGACUGGGACCCAAAUGAGCCUAGAGAUUACAUCCACGCCUACUUAACAGAAAUUGAGAAGAGGGGAAAUGACAAGGAGGCCCAAUUUAACACAGAUAACUUGGAAUGGUGUAUGGUGGACCUGUUUGAAGGAGGAACAGAGACAACAACUAACACCCUACGCUGGGCUCUGCUCUACAUGAUAAAAUAUCCACUGAUACAGGAGAAAGUCCAGGAGGAGAUUGAAUGUGUUAUUGGACAGACACGUUUCCCCACUAUGGCAGACAAAGCCAACUUGCCCUACACCAAUGCUGUCCUUCAUGAAGUGCAGAGGAAAGGUGAUAUUGUCCCACUGAAUAUGGCCAGGGUGGCCACAAAAGACACUACACUGGGGGGAUAUUUGGUACCAAAGGGAACUGUAAUGAUUACCAACCUAUCUUCUGUGCUGCAUGAUAAAAAUGAGUGGGAAACACCAGAUACUUUCAACCCAGAGCACUUUCUGGAUUCAGAGGGCCAAUUCCGCAGUAGAGAUGCAUUCCUUCCAUUCUCUGCAGGUAAGAGGAUGUGUCCUGGCGAGUACCUGGCUCGUGUGGAACUGUUCCUUUUCUUCACCUGCCUCCUGCAGAAAUUUACAUUUAACCCUCCACCUGGAGAAGAGCCCAGUGUGGACAGUCAGCUCGGCUUUACUAAGAUCCCCAUGCCAUAUAAGUUGUGCGCCUCCCAACGAUGAAGUCACGGACAGAUUUCUAGGCACACCUGAAAACAUGGGGCAUGUUCCAGGAUGACAAUGCCAGGAUUCAUCAG